Molecule: messenger RNA, 645 nt
Organism: Ectocarpus sp. CCAP 1310/34
Lineage: Eukaryota; Phaeophyceae; Ectocarpales; Ectocarpaceae
Source: the annotation of a GenBank genome assembly
AUGCUUGCCGUAGCAAACGGGAAGGGCAUGGACCUCAAUCGUUGGGAUGUGAAGCAGGCGUACACGCACGCCACGCUAGACGAGGAGAAUUUUCUGAGGCUCCCCGCUAGACAGUGGGGGUACUACGCGGCUGAUACGCUAGUCGAGAACGGGUUCGAGCAAUGCAAGGCGGACCCGUGUGUUUUCCGCAAGAUGGUAGACGAAGUCGUGGUGAUGAUUAUCGUGAUUUAUGUGGAUGACAUUUUGGUGGCUGGGUCUGACGAGGAUUGCGAGGAGUUGCUUGCUUCUCUCAACAAGAAAUUUCCCACCAAAAACCUUGGAGAGUGUCAAUGGUUUGAUGGGUGUGCCAUCGAGAGAGAUGUAGAGGCUGGGACUCUUAGAAUCUCCCAAACCGCGUAUAUCGACAGCAUGGUUGAACGCUUCGAUGUGAAAUCAACUUCCCGCAUCCCCGCUACCCCUGGUGCCGAUCUAGGGCCGAAGCGAGAGGAUGAGGAAGGAGGGGAGUGGCCGGUGAGGGAGGCCAUCGGCAGCAUGAUGUGGGUGUCGACUUUCUCGCGUCCAGACGUCUCGUUCGCCGUGCGUGCGGUAGCGCGCCACGCCCAUGCCCCGGUGAAGAGUGCCAUCCAGAAGAUCCUCGGCUACUAA